Myotis davidii is the source of this 2105-nucleotide messenger RNA. It is a transcript of the gene SLC1A6, whose product is annotated as solute carrier family 1 (high affinity aspartate/glutamate transporter), member 6. NCBI's taxonomy places the organism in Eukaryota, Metazoa, Chordata, Mammalia, Chiroptera, Vespertilionidae. The record is from RefSeq and is a predicted model, not a curated record. The transcript has 9 exons. Bases 62 to 1756 code for a protein of 564 amino acids. Gene Ontology annotation, biological process: L-glutamate transmembrane transport. Gene Ontology annotation, cellular component: plasma membrane. Gene Ontology annotation, molecular function: glutamate:sodium symporter activity; L-glutamate transmembrane transporter activity; neutral L-amino acid transmembrane transporter activity.
CACAUCCCACUCUGUCCUGCUCCUCACCAGGCCCAGGCCCUCUGUUCCCCGCAGAUAGACGAUGAGCAGCCACGCCAACAGCCUGUUCCUGCGGGAGAGCGGCCAGCGGCUGGGCAGGAUGGGCUGUCUGCAGCGGCUGCAGGACAGCAUGCAGCAGAGAGCACUGCGCACGCGCCUGCGCCUGCAGACCAUGACCCGCGAGCACGUGCUGCGCUUCCUGCGCAGGAACGCCUUCAUCCUGCUGACCAUCAGCGCUGUGAUCAUAGGGGUCAGCCUGGCCUUUGGCCUACGCCCGUACCAGCUCACCUACCGCCAGAUCAAGUACUUUUCUUUCCCUGGAGAGCUUCUCAUGAGGAUGUUGCAAAUGCUGGUGCUGCCGCUCAUCGUCUCCAGCCUGGUCACAGGUAUGGCAUCCCUGGAUAACAAGGCAACAGGGCGGAUGGGGAUGCGGGCAGCUGUGUACUACAUGGUGACUACGGUCAUUGCGGUCUUCAUCGGCAUUCUCAUGGUCACCAUCAUCCAUCCUGGGAAGGGCUCCAAGGAGGGGCUGCACCGUGAGGGCCGGAUUGAGACCAUCCCUACAGCUGAUGCCUUCAUGGACCUGGUCAGAAAUAUGUUUCCGCCCAACCUUGUGGAGGCCUGCUUCAAACAGUUCAAGACGCAGUACAGCACGAGGUUGGUAACCAGGACCGUUGUGAGGACAGAGAAUGGAUCUGAGCAGAGCGCCUCCAUGCCUCCUCCAUCGUCAAUGGAGAAUGGAACCAGCCUCCUGGAAAAUGUCACACGAGCCUUGGGCACCCUGCAGGAGGUGCUGACCUUUGAGGAGAUUGUGCCUGUGCCUGGCUCAGCCAAUGGCAUCAAUGCCCUGGGCCUUGUGGUCUUCUCUGUGGCCUUUGGGCUGGUCAUUGGUGGCAUGAAACACAAGGGCCGAGUCCUGCGGGACUUCUUCGACAGCCUCAAUGAGGCUAUUAUGAGGCUGGUGGGCAUCAUUAUCUGGUACGCACCUGUGGGCAUCCUGUUCCUGAUUGCUGGGAAGAUCCUAGAGAUGGAAGACAUGGCCGUUCUGGGGGGUCAGCUGGGCAUGUACACCCUGACUGUAAUUGUGGGCUUGUUUCUCCAUGCCGGUGGUGUCCUGCCUCUCAUCUACUUCCUCAUCACCCAUCGGAACCCCUUCCCCUUCAUCGGGGGCAUGCUGCAGGCCCUUAUCACUGCCAUGGGCACAUCUUCCAGCUCUGCGACACUGCCCAUUACCUUCCGCUGCCUGGAGGAGGGCCUGGGUGUGGACCGCCGCAUCACCAGGUUCGUGCUGCCCGUGGGGGCCACUGUCAACAUGGACGGCACUGCCCUCUACGAGGCCCUGGCAGCCAUCUUCAUUGCCCAAGUCAACAACUACGAGCUCAACCUGGGUCAGAUCACAACUAUCAGUAUCACUGCCACAGCGGCCAGCGUUGGGGCUGCUGGCAUUCCCCAGGCGGGUCUGGUCACCAUGGUCAUUGUGCUCACAUCAGUCGGCCUGCCCACUGAAGACAUCACGUUGAUCAUAGCUGUGGACUGGUUCCUAGAUCGACUUCGCACAAUGACCAAUGUGCUGGGGGACGCCAUUGGAGCAGCCGUCAUUGAGCAUUUGUCUCAGCGGGAGCUAGAUCUGCAGGAAGCUGAGCUCACCCUCCCCAGCCUGGGGAAGCCCUACAAGUCACUCAUGGCACAAGAGAAAGGGGCAUCCAGGGGACGGGGUGGCAAUGAGAGUGCCAUGUGAGGGAUGUCUUGGGAAAAACCCACUGCCUGAAUGACCCACACCCUGAACACAUAUUUUGUCCGACGUGUUUGAGGGAAACUAAGAUAAAGGAGCAGGACUGAAAGGAUGUCCACAGUCUUCAUUUCUCUCUGAGCCUAUACUCAGAACUCGAGGGAGGUUGGGCAAGGGUGGAAAUCGGAAAUGUUUUCCCUGGGGUUGUGGGUAUAGGAAGCUUCAGGUUCAACAAGGUGAGGGGUCAUCUCAUGCUCCUUAUUUCCUUAAGGAGCAGUGUAAUUGAAGAAGGUAAAGGGAAACCACUAUUUCUUAUAAUAAAACAAUAUCCAUGGCCUGUGUGUUGGGAGGUUCUCAA